UCAAGCAGCUCCAGUAGAAAGCAAAGCUUCUACGAGAGAGAUUAACAUCGACGAUAAUGAACCAGGCAGUGCAGAAGAACACUCUGUAUGUCGGUGGAUUGGCAGAGGAGGUAAACGAGGGAAUACUGCACGCAGCAUUCAUACCCUUUGGAGAUAUUAAGGAUGUGAAGACUCCAUUGGAUAUGGCUACCCAAAAGCACCGUUCUUUCGGCUUUGUAACCUUCCUUGAGAGAGAGGAUGCAUCCGCCGCCAUGGAUAAUAUGGAUGGGGCUGAGCUUUAUGGUCGUGUCCUUACUGUAAACUAUGCUCUCCCUGAGAAAAUCAAGGGUGGUGAACAGGGUUGGGCCGCUCAGCCUAUUUGGGCGGAUGCUGACACAUGGUUCGAUAGACAACAGCAAGAAGAGGAAAUGAAGCGCCUUCAGGAAGAGCAGAGGGCUGCAAUGCAGGCUGCAGAGGAAUUACAUAGGAAAAAGAUGGCCGAAGAGAGGGAUGGGGAGAAGGAUGAAGAAACAAAUAAGCAAGACGACCCUAUGGCAAUGGCUGAAGCCGAGGUUUUAAAACAAAAUGCUAGUUCUUAGUCAUUCUGAUGAUUUAGCAGUCUUUUUUCAGACUUGUGUGGCGUAUUUUAGGAACCCAGUUUGGUUAAACAAUUCUACUGCGUUGAUAAGUAAUUUGCUCUUUUUCUUACUUGACUUGUAUCUUAUUGUCUUGACACAGUUUUAGCUGUCCUUAUGCUACUAACUUUACCUUCCAUAAUUCGGUAUGGAGAGUUGCUGCCUCAAUCUCAAUCAGCAUAAAUGAUUGAACCCGACUGAUUUGGAAUUAAAGCAUUAAUUGAUCGAUUGAUUUGUA
This is a messenger RNA of Nicotiana tabacum (common tobacco), 852 nucleotides long. RefSeq lists its product as uncharacterized. NCBI's taxonomy places the organism in Eukaryota, Viridiplantae, Streptophyta, Magnoliopsida, Solanales, Solanaceae. Gene Ontology annotation, molecular function: RNA binding. The record is from RefSeq and is a predicted model, not a curated record.